AUGGUGGUCUCUUUGCCCACUUCCGGCGAUGACUUACAGCGCAGCUUCGCGCCAGUUGAGUCGACGAUGAACGACAUGGCUCGCACCAACGCGCUUGCCGACCGCAACACCAUCGUGGACAUGAGUCUGCGGCUAUCUCGUUUCGUGCUGUGUGUAGUGGCAGCUUUAAUCUUCGCGUUCGGCUUUGCGCUGCUCACGAGCAACAAGAAGACCCUCAUUUAUGUGUACGAGAACAAACUGGCAGCCAACGAGACGCUGUCCGCCAAGGCCUCGUCCGUCGUGGAAGACUACAACACCCUCUUCGGUUACAUCCUGUUCGCGGGCGGUAAAGUCUUUGAGGUCUUCUGCGAGACGCUAAUCUUCCCCACGCUGGCCACGUAUCUGCACAAUUGCAGUCUGUACCCUGGAGACCAGCCAGCGCGCAUGCACUCGGUCGUCAAGGCACGCAGCAUCUUUUGGGGACUCAAGACUGUCAUUAUCCUCAUGAACGUCGGGUUUACGAGUGUUUAUGUAGGUCAAACCACCUUCGAAGCGGGACAAAUUUCUCGCCACCUCGCUGUCUCGGAUGAGUUCACAAGCAUGACAAUAGAGAUGGAAAUGCCGUGGACUGUAGACUUGGACGCUGACGUGCUUCACUCAGUCCUGCAAUCAUCUAUAACCGGAACUACAACUCCGUUCACAUUCGAAGAUACCUGCAAAUGGUCAGAACACAAUAAGGACGACGCAGCACAGCAGUGGGGAGCGUGGGUCGACGACGUGGACACCACUUCCGUGAGCUUCAGCUUCCAAUCGCACGCAUGGAACGCUGCUCUACUUUCAUCUCAAGGAACGGUGCCAACCAGGUCAGUGGAGAUUCCGCUACGAGGCUACCUGGCCAGCAGUGACAAGUAUGCGAUCACCGACGACUGGGAUGUUCCAGAGCUGUACUCGACCUUCAACCAGGGCAUGACCAGAUUGGGUCUAGCGAACGAUCCAGUCGAUGGAGCAACUCCCCAGUCAUUCGACGAGCUGAUUCGUGUGGUUGCGAGUGACCUGAAGACAGCGCUUCCCGAUAACAACCGUGUUGGUGAUCAAGUGUUACGCCUGGAGCACCGUGAACUGGCUGAGGACGUGCAGUUUACAAGUCUGACAAUGUCAGUCCCGGUUGAGGCGGACAUCACGGGAUCUACACUGUGUGGAGCUUCUGGUUGUGUCUACGCCACGUCAACAACCGCCUUGGACCAACUUCACCUGCAGCCGGCCGUGUCUAUCGCCUCGUACGAGAAGGACGCGGCGUCCGCCUUAGUCUACAGUAGUACCAAUCAGUUUGUGCAGGAAGUGAAGGGAGCUCAAACUCCACACGAGGUGCUGACACUGUCGGUGGGCAAGAUAACGUGGCAGCUGAGUCCGCUGCAUAUUCGACAUGACGCCGCCUGUGCAGAUGACGACGACGGGUGUCUCGGUCUGAGCCUGCCCUUCGCCACAGGCGACGGUGUUCUGUUGGUCGGUAAAGAAGCGCUAGCCACACAGCACUUGGCACACCCAGUGGCCCUUGUGACGCUGCAUCCAGCCACAAUACCAGAUAUGACUCGGCCGGACAUCGAUGCUCUCACGUCGUGGCAUCGGCUGGUAUCAUCAAACGGCAUGCUGGUGCGUCCAAGCUCGUCUGGAUGUAAGUCGCUGGUGGAUGCGUACCUGGCUCACCUCCAAGCAAACCAUUUCUACCUAGACGAUCAACUAUCUCUGGAUAUGUACUCGACAGCUCUGUUUUACUUAGUUCAGCGCGGAGUACCGACGUCGUUUGCAGAUGCCGUGUCACGACGACGUCUCGCUUUAUCGGCUGCGAUGGCCUCGAGUGGCUCUGGUUCCGGCAACGUCACAAGUGUUCGUGCUACGACGGACAUCGAAGUGAACGUUCCUACGGCGACGGCUUUGGUGACGAUGGCUGGAUGUAUUUUCAUCGUGCUGCUGAUGCUGUGUGUCAUUUAUCUGCCGACGCCGCGUGUUAAGCUUUCACCAGACACGACACCGGCCGCUCAGUACGUGCAGGUUCUGACGGACGACUUGUACCCGGACUUGGUGCACAAGAAGCGGUUGCGAUUCGCGAACGGUGAUUGUCUCCUGUUUAACGAGUACGUGGUCGAUGCGAUCGUGCUGCAUGCCAAGCGCGACCAAACCAAGAAGAUUUAUCUGUAA
Phytophthora infestans T30-4 is the source of this 2175-nucleotide messenger RNA. RefSeq lists its product as uncharacterized. The transcript has a single exon. The record is from RefSeq and is a predicted model, not a curated record. Lineage: Eukaryota; Oomycota; Peronosporomycetes; Peronosporales; Peronosporaceae. Bases 1 to 2175 code for a protein of 724 amino acids.